AUGACGGCUACCAUGUGGCCUGAAGAGCGAGUUCAAGCGUUUAAGCCCGACUUUGUCGCACCGCUGGUCGGCUAUCUGACCAGUGAAACGAAUGAAGAAACUAGUGGUCAGCUGUACGAAGCUAGCGGCGGUUGGUGUGCAGCUAUUAGGUGGCAAAGAUCAUAUGGGCUUUCAGUGAGGCAUCUCUUCAUUCUUGUCUCAAAACAGAACUCGUGUCAACUUCAUUGUAACAGAAAACAAUCGUAA
This is a messenger RNA of Melampsora larici-populina 98AG31, 246 nucleotides long. RefSeq lists its product as uncharacterized. The coding region runs from base 1 to 246 and encodes 81 amino acids. The record is from RefSeq and is a predicted model, not a curated record. The transcript has a single exon. Lineage: Eukaryota; Fungi; Basidiomycota; Pucciniomycetes; Pucciniales; Melampsoraceae.